UAGCAUCUUCUAACGCGCGAUCCAAAGAUCACCGUGCUCUCUCUCUCUCUCUCUCUCUCUCUCUCUCUCUCUACGCUUUCCUAUCCCCGAAUCCACCGAUCGAGGUCGCCCAUGGCGUCGUCGAGCAAGUCGAAGCGGCGACUACUAAUUGAAGAGGAGGAUGAAGAAGAAGAGGAAGAAGAAGACGAGGACGAAACCGCAGAAGAGAUUGAGAGAUUUGAUGAUUUCACUAUCGCAUCAUCAUGGGAAAGAUUCAUAUCAGAUGCAGAGGCUGUUUGCCGUCAAUGGCUAGCCGAUGGUCCGAAGAAUUUGGUGGAGAAAGGCGCAGAACGUUUGGGUUCUCAGGAGAAGUUAUGUAGGGUCAAAUGUGAAUUGAAGUACGGGAAAAAAAUGUACUGCAUGGAAUAUCAUUUUGAGAUCUCUACUAUGGGAAAGUCCACGUAUUGGGACCAUGAUUUGCAUAAUUUGCAAUUAUCAUUCGGAGUCGCUGAGUUUCUGGUUAUUGCUCCCUUGAGUGCUAGUGGUGUGGUUCUUGAUGAUCCUGAGUCGACUAAGCUUCUAAGUGCUGUUGCUAUUGCUUUGUCAAACUGUGGCAGUAAUUGGCCUGCAUUUGUUCCUGUGCAUGAUCCUUCCCGAAAGGCAUAUAUAGGCAUCCAAAAUAUGGGGACAAUAUUUACUCGACGGUUUGAAGCUGACCGGAUUGGUAGCCAGGUGCCUAUACGACUAAUGCAUUUGGAGGGGUUAUAUGAGUUGUUUCUGUCGAAAAUUGUCUUAGACUCGUCAGAUUUUACGGCAAGCUACAUCAAGGUACACUUUGCAAUGAAGCUUACCUACAGAACACCUCCAUAUGAUUAUGAUGAUGAAGUGGACAGUUCAGAACAAGAGGUUAGAGAAUCAGAAGGAGAAACAGAUAGAUUGGCUCGUAUGAAAACGCAGUGGGAUGAUGAUUGCCCAUGGACAGAGUGGUAUUCUGCUGAGGAUCCUGUCAAAGGUUUCGAAUUGAUUGCCAUUUGGUCGAGCAAAAUGUUUGAAGGGUCUCUUGAGAUGGCUGAAUUGGAAAAUGCUUCAUCAUUUGAUGCUGAGAAAUGGCUUCUUUAUCCCAUUGUGUCUCCAACAAUGGUUGAUGAUUCUAUUGGGAAGUUUGUUGGAUUUGCCUCCCAACUACAUCUUCUAGUAAGUGCGUUGGAGUUGUCCUUUGAUGCCCAAUUUCUGGAAGACUUUGUGGCAGCUGAAAACCCAGCUUCUGAUAAUUCGAAGUCUGCAACAGCUGUGCCCCCACCAACAGUUAUUGACCGUGUUCUUAAAGAACUUUUCCAUGAUGAAAUUCAGAGUUCAAGUCAUGUGGAUGUUGAAAAUAGAUAUUCUCGUGCUAUCAAAGGCGCACCCCUGGAAUCCCUUUUUGCUCAGUUUUGUUUGCAUGCACUGUGGUUUGGCAACUGCAACAUACGUGCAAUAGCUGUUCUCUGGAUCGAAUUUGUACGUGAAGUUCGGUGGUGCUGGGAGGAGUCAGAACCAUUACCAAGAAUGUCAUCAAAUGUUUCUAGCAUUGAUCUUUCUGCCUGUCUUGUACAUCAAAAAUUGCAGAUGCUUGCAGUGUGCAUAGAGAGGAAGAAAUCACGGAAUCAUGAUAUCAUUGAUAACUCAGAAAAUAAAUAUCAGAAGGCCAGUAGUAGUAAGACAGAUUUAGAAGCUGACCUACAUACUGAGCCUCGGGAUGAUAAAAUUGACAGGACGGAUCCUAAAUUAUUUAUAAACUGCAGUUCUUUGCGAUCAGAUGUGCAUCCAAAUCUGGAAGAAACUACGACGGACUUGAGUAAAGAUGCUAAAUAUGCAGUGCCAUCUUCAGACCGGCAAUCAAAGCAUAGAGAACGGAGAGGAUCAGCUGGUGUCGUGCCAUCUAUGAUGCUCCUACGUUCAUUUCAGGAGAUGCAUGCUCCGUAUACUCAGGAUCCACCAUUAAUGACAGAAGAUAUGCAUGAAGAGAGGCUUCAUGCAGUUGAAGCUUUGGGUGAUGAAGCUGGCUUCUCUGGUCAGCUAGAAAGGGACAUCUUGUCCUCAGACAUGUCAGCCUUCAAAGCUGCAAAUCCAGAUGCUGUCUUUGAAGAUUUUAUCCGGUGGCAUUCACCUGGUGACUGGGAGACUGAUGAAACAGAAUACAAAUCUGGAAAGAAUUCAGAUUGGCCACCUCGAGGAAAACUCUCACAGAGAAUGUCUGAAUAUGGGAAUAAGUGGAGGAAGAUAUGGAAUGAGGCUCCUCCUUUGCCUGUCUCUGAGCAGAAGCCUCUACUUGACCCAGUCCGAGAAGGGGAAAAGAUACUGCAUUACCUUGAAACUUUGAGGCCCCACCAGCUGCUUGAGCAAAUGGUGUGCACUGCCUUCAGAGCAUCAGCUGACACACUGAGCCAGACCACAUAUGGUGACUUCAAGCAAAUGAGAACAAAAAUGGAUCAGCUUUAUCUUACAUUAGCAUCUACUUUGAAGUCUGUACAAGGAAAUCAGCUUUCUGACGUGUCUGAGUUGACUGGAGACGUGAGACAGCUUUGUCUUGUUUUUGAGCACAUUGAGAAGCUACUGUUUCUAGCUGCUUCAAUCCACCGGAAGCUAGUGGAUGCACCACGUCUUUCUGAAGCAAUUUUCAAUGACUAUUUCACUUUCUAUCUUCCAAAGAUGGGUACCAGUUUGACAAGCAUUUGCUAUGACAAGGAGUUCAAUAGCAGGCAACCAGUGAGGAUGGGUGAAAGAGAUGCUGUGGCACAUCUAUUUCCUCCACCUACUGCUAACCAGUCAUGGAGGAAAGUUUUGAGCAUGGGGAAUCUUCUGAAUGGCCACGAACCAAUCUCAAGGGAGAUUAUAUUUUCGGUCAAUGACAGAGUAAGCGAUGCUCAUUAUGGAAGCAUUAAUCCAGUGGCCACUGCUGGAGAAAUCGAGAUACAUCGGAUGUACAUACACGGGACAUCCAAUGAUCUUUGGGUUGCAUUAUCUGUGACAUCGUGGGACUGAAUGGCCUUAUCACAAAAUAAGCCUGGAUCGAGAGUGCUAAUUUGGUGUUUAUUUGCUUGUGAUGGUCUUGUCAUGGUACAUGUUUUGAGUCUACAAGAACGCAAUCUAUAAGAAGCUUUUGGAGAAAAACAAGGUAGAUGAUUGAUCGGGGCCUGGGAUACUGCUCAGAAGGUUCACUAGCAGGGUUUUUUUAACCAUGAGAAAUUAACAGGGUGGCCUUGCACAAUUAAUAAACAUGAUAUCGAGUGGGAAGUAUUGUUUCGCAAUGAUUGAGAUCCCUAGUAAUGCUAUCAAAGAAGAGUGUCGUGGGCUGAAGGAUAUUUCAUGUGGGUUGCUCACAUCAUUCCGGCAGAAAAGUGGUACUUACAGACAUGUAUGAGCAAUGUAUGAGCAAUUUAUUAUUACGAUCAAUUUAGAAACAAUUUAUAGUAAAGAAACAAUGACUGGGAUUUGAAAGUUUCUUUAGAGAGGUAAAAACUCUUUCCUUUAUGUUGGAAA
Molecule: messenger RNA, 3498 nt
Organism: Ananas comosus (pineapple)
Lineage: Eukaryota; Viridiplantae; Streptophyta; Magnoliopsida; Poales; Bromeliaceae
Product: rab3 GTPase-activating protein catalytic subunit
Exons: 22
Coding region: 112-3000 (962 amino acids)
Biological process (GO): positive regulation of GTPase activity
Molecular function (GO): GTPase activator activity
Source: RefSeq, a predicted model, not a curated record